Racocetra fulgida is the source of this 1429-nucleotide messenger RNA. The record is from the annotation of a GenBank genome assembly. NCBI's taxonomy places the organism in Eukaryota, Fungi, Glomeromycota, Glomeromycetes, Diversisporales, Gigasporaceae.
AAUCCAUAGAUUUAUUACUUGAAAAACUUCAAUCACAAGAAUUUCCCUUCUUUAAAGUCAAAGUGAUUUCUGGGGCUGGCCAGCAACACGGAAGUGUAUACUGGUCUACUACAUCUCAAUCUACGUUAAAUUUGCUAAAUUCAUCAUAUUCAUUAGCCACUCAAUUAAAAUCUAAUAAAGUAUUCGCAAUCACAAAUUCUCCAACAUGGCAAGAUUCAAGUACUUCACUACAAUGCAAAAAUUUGGAAAAAUUAAUUGGUGGACCAGAUGUAUUGGCACGUAUUAGUGGUUCUAAGGGCUUUGAAAGGUUUACUGGUAAUCAAAUUUCAAAGAUUUGCCUUCAAUCUCCAUCUCAAUAUCUUCAAACAUCUAGAAUAUCUCUAGUUAGUUCAUUUCUCGCUUCAAUAUUUCUUGGCGAUUUUGCCCCAAUUGAUAUCGCAGAUGGAUCAGGAAUGAAUUUACUUGACAUUAAUACAAAAAAUUGGGACGAUAGGUUAUUAGAUAUUUGUGGCAAAUAUUCCACUCACGCUUGUGAAAAUGAUAUUAAAUUCGGUGAAGAAUUAAAGGCGAAACUUGGAGUUCCUGAAAGUGAUGGAUUAAAAAUUCUAGGAAAUAUUAGUGAUUAUUUUGUUAAGAGAUAUGGGUUUAGCAGCGGUGAUGUGGUAAUCUCUUUAGGCACAUCGGACACUGUACUAUUUUAUACAACAAAGACUCAUCCAACGCUUGAAUCUCACACUUUAUGUCACCCAAUUAAUAAAGAUUUGUAUAUUUCUAUGCUAUGUUAUAAGAAUGGAAGUUUAACUAGAGAAUAUAUUAGAGACUUUUAUUACAAUAACAACAAACAAGAUGAUGAAAAGGAUAUUGAUUCUGCAAAAUGGAAAUGGUUCAAUGAGAUUCUUGCAGCUUCAUCACCAGACCCCAAAAAAUACGGAUUUUAUUUUGUGCAUCAAGAAAUUAUUCCAUUUGCUAAAGGUAUUUAUCGUUUUUUUAACAAACAUAUGGUUGACGAUUUCAAGGAUAUGCCCGAGAGCAAUAUUAGAACAGUAGUUGAAUCACAAUUUAUGUCAAUGAAGUUAAGAGUUGAUAAAUUAUUAUCAGAUGAUAAAAAUGUAAAUAAAGAAGUUGAAUUGGUUAAGAAAGUUUUAGUGGUUGGAGGAGCGAGCAAGAAUAAUGAGAUUUUACAAGUAUUGGCUGAUGUUUUUGGUGUACAGGUUUGGAGGUUUAAUGCUACAAAUAGUGCAUCAUUAGGUGCUGCAAUUAAAGCUAGAUUGACUUUUAGUAAGUUUACGAAUAAUUAUCGAUCAGACAUUACUAUUAAUGAAUUGUCAGAAAAUGGUAAUGAAUUAGUGGCGCAGCCGAGACAGGAAAACUCUGCAAUUUAUAAAUAUAUGAUGAAAGAUUAUUUGGAAUUGGAGCAAAUAGUUAUUGG